Molecule: messenger RNA, 2526 nt
Organism: Impatiens glandulifera
Lineage: Eukaryota; Viridiplantae; Streptophyta; Magnoliopsida; Ericales; Balsaminaceae
Product: polyadenylate-binding protein 2-like
Exons: 9
Coding region: 276-2309 (677 amino acids)
Cellular component (GO): ribonucleoprotein complex
Molecular function (GO): RNA binding
Source: RefSeq, a predicted model, not a curated record
UCAUUCGGCGCGGUGCAGAAGUUCGGCCUGCCUUCUUCUUCUUGUUCGUCUUUCUUGUUCUCUCUCUAUUUUUUUUCUCAUUCCGGUCGUUCUGGAUCUCACCACCUAUCUCUAUUUUAGCCCUUUCCUGACUUCGUCUUCUCUUCUAUAUCUAAAAAAUCUCAAAUUUCCUUACUACCCAUUUCUCUUUUAGAUCUCUAUACAGUUUUCUAUCUACUACCCAGAAGAUAAAAACCCAGAAAAAAGAGGAAAAACCAAAAAAGUUAAAAACAACAAUGGCGCAGAUUCAGCCUCAGUCUCAGCCUCAGCCUCAACAGCAGGCUAAUGUAUCUGUGUCAAACGGUGUUGCUACGCCGGCCACCGUUGCCGCCGGUGGAGGAGGAACCCAAUUUGGAACGACGUCUCUCUAUGUUGGUGAUUUGGACAUGAACGUUACGGAUUCUCAGUUGUAUGAUCUGUUUAACCAGGUGGGUCAGGUUGUUUCGGUUAGGGUUUGCAGGGAUUUGUCUACCCGAUUUUCUCUCGGAUAUGGUUACGUCAACUACAGCAGCGCUUCCGAUGCGGCAAAAGCAAUUGAACGACUUAACUUCACUCCACUUGGUGGAAAAUCUAUCAGAAUCAUGCAUUCCCAUCGUGAUCCUUCUGGACGCAAGAGUGGUACUGCUAAUAUAUUCAUAAAGAAUUUGGACAAGGCUAUUGACAACAAGUCAUUGCAUGAUACCUUUGCCCCCUUUGGAAAUAUCCUAUCUUGCAAGAUAGCCACUGAUUCUUCUGGAAACUCGAAGGGUUAUGGUUUUGUGCAGUUUGAAUCUGACGAAGCUGCCCAAAAAGCAAUUGAGCAGUUAAAUGGAAUGCUACUGGAUGACAAGCAAGUUUAUGUGGGAUAUUUUGUUCGUAAACAGGAAAGAGAAAUUGUUAUAAGCCAGACAAAAUUUAACAAUGUUUAUGUCAAGAAUCUUUCUGAUGUAACUACUGAUGAAGAUUUGAUGAAAACAUUUAGUGAGUAUGGAGCUAUCACUAGUGCAGUGGUGAUGAGAGAUGGGAAUGGUAAAUCAAAAUGUUUUGGAUUUGUUAACUUUGAGAAUCCUGACGAUGCUGCCAAGUCUGUUGAUGGAUUGAAUGGGAAAACAUUUGAAGAUAAGGAGUGGUAUGUUGGGAAAGCUCAGAAGAAAUCUGAAAGGGAGUCCGAGCUCAAGGCUAGAUUUGAGCAGACUGCCAAGGAAGUUGUUGAGAAAUUCCAAGCACUGAAUUUAUAUGUUAAGAAUUUGGAUGACAGCAUUGAUGAUGAGAAAUUGAAAGAUUUGUUUUCUGAGUUUGGCACAAUUACCUCUUGCAAGGUCAUGCAAGAACCUAGUGGGAUCAGCAGGGGUUCAGGCUUUGUUGCAUUCUCUACUGCUGAGGAAGCAUCUCGUGCUCUAGUAGAUAUGAAUGGGAAAAUGGUCGUAAGCAAACCACUCUAUGUGGCUGUUGCCCAAAGGAAAGAGGAUAGGCGAGCAAGGUUGCAGGCUCAGUUUUCUCAGAUGCGUCCUGUUACAAUGUCACCGUCUCUUGCUCCUAGAAUGCCAAUGUAUCCUCCUGGCACUCCAGGACUUGGGCAGCCCUUCAUAUAUGGGCAACCACCUCCUACCAUUAUCCCUUCACAGGGUGGUUUUGGAUAUCAACAACAACUGGUGCCUGGAAUGAGGCCUGGUGGUGCUCCAAUGCCAAACUUCAUUUUCCCAUUCGUCCAUCAAGGUCAGUAUAACCAGCCACGCCCUGGUGGCAGACGUGGAUCUGGCCCUAUGCAACAAGCACAGCAACCUGUUCCACUUAUGCAGCAGCAGAUGAUGCCAAGAGGAGGAGGAGGGCGACUUUACAGGUACCCUCCAGGUCGCAAUGUCUCAGAUGGUUCGGUUGGUGGUGGUAUGGUUCCUGUUCCUUAUGAGAUGGGUGGAAUGCUUCCCCCUCGUGAAGCCAUGAACCAGCCACAACAGAAACAGCCUAUUCCAAUUACUGCCUUGGCUAGUGCUCUUGCAAACUCAACUCCAGAACAACAGAGGCUGAUGCUGGGUGAAAAUCUGUACCCUCAAGUGGAGCAGCUAGAACAAGAGCAUGCUGCUAAAGUGACUGGAAUGCUGCUGGAGAUGGAUCAAACGGAGGUGUUACAUCUGCUUGAAUCACCAGAAGCAUUGAAAGCUAAAGUAGCUGAAGCUUUGGAUGUUCUGAGAAAUGUUCAGCAGCAGCAGCAGAUUGGCGGCGGUGGUGGCAGUGGUAGCCCUACUAUCCAGAUGGCAUCCUUGUCUCUCAACGAUGGUCUCGUCUCGGGUUAAAACUUUUUAUAUUUUUACUUUGGAAACGUGAGGGACGGCUUGAAUUUUGUUAGUUUCUUUUUUUGGAAGCAGAUUGUUACUUUUAUAUGGACUUCCUAGUCAGUUGCUUUAAGCAGCAGCAGUCAGUCCCUUCUUUUGAAGUGAACUAGUUAUUUUCUAUGUUUGUUUCUGCACCCAAAUUUUGGAUAAUUUUCUAGAUAUUUAUCCUUUUGACUUA